AUGCAGCAGAUUACGCAAAUUUAAUACCAAAUCAUAUAAUAAAACUUAUACCGAGAGCAGACCAUAAUUAUAGUGAUCAGCACGAAACUCUAAUUAAAACGAUCAAUAAAUAUUUUUCAGAUGAUUUUCAAUAUAUGAAAUUUAAUGACAAAUAUUUAUAUCGUAUUCCCAGAUAUAUUUUUAUUGGUGGUGUAAAAAACUUUAGAGAUUUGGGUGGUUAUGAAUGUAAUUUAGGAGAACAGAAUAAUCGAAUUCAGCAAUUUGUUCGUGAAAGAUUUGUUUUCCGUUGUGGGAAUUUAACGUCAAUUACAAAUGAUGGCAUUGCGACACUUCGAAAGUUAAAUAUUCAAAAGAUUUUUGAUUUAAGAUCAAAUCCUGAAGUUAAUAAAAUGGGAAUAAAAAAUAUUGAAGGAAUAAUCCGAGUACAUGCCCCUGUUUUCAAAGAAGAAGAUUAUUCCCCAGAAAAAUUAUUUGAAAGAUGGAAUUUAAAUAUUAAAGAUGUAGAAGGGUAUAGUAAAGUUUAUAUGACAAUUUUAGAAGAAGGAAAAAAAGCAUAUUAUGAAAUAUUUAAACAUAUAUUAGAACAUCAAGCGCAACCAUUUAUUGUUCACUGUACUGCGGGUAAAGAUCGUACUGGAGUAUUUGCCAUGUUAUUAUUAAAGCUUUUAGGUGUAAAUUAUGAGAUUAUUUCAAGGGAAUAUGAGUUGACACAGAUUAUAAAAGACCCACAGAAAAUUAAAUUCAUUAGUAAAACAAUGAAUAAUAAAUAUGAAGAUGAUGGAAUUAAAGAAAUGUUAAAUGCGAAAUAUGAAUCUAUGAUAUUGUUUUUACGAAAAUUCCAAAAUCAUUAUAAUACAGUAGAUAAUUAUUUAUUACAAUGUGGAUUUACAAAAGAAGAUAUUGAAAUUAUAAAGAAUAAUUUGUUUCUACAUCCAGCAAGUCUUUCCCCAUUACAAAAUAAUCCCUAUCUUAAUAACAGCAUUACGAAGGAUUUUUUGGCACCAAUUGUUGCUGCCCCGUUUCUUAUUCACCUUUCUAAUCUUUUCUAUUUAGAAAAUCGAUUUGAAUAA
Funneliformis mosseae is the source of this 1070-nucleotide messenger RNA. The record is from the annotation of a GenBank genome assembly. Lineage: Eukaryota; Fungi; Glomeromycota; Glomeromycetes; Glomerales; Glomeraceae.